AUGUUGGCCCUGGGGUUCGCUGCGGCAGCCGCCACCUCGGGCUCGCCGCCCAACCGCCGGAGUGGCGGGCCAGAUCUGCAGAAGCUUUCCACGGCGCGAGAGCGCCUCUUCGAGGCGGAGCUGGAGCUACAAGGCGCUCUCGCGCGAGAGGCGUCGAGGCCGGGUCCGCGGCCGGUGUCCAAGGCGCUGGACCGGCUCCAGUCGGUGCUCGUUGCGGCACUCGCCAGUCCCGACGAGGACGGCCUCUGCCGCCUCCACCACGCAGUCUUGGAGCAGGACGAGGACCGGGUAAAGUGCUUGGUCGGCGCGGGCGCCCAGACAGAGGUGGCGGCGGGCGAGGCGGGCGUGCUGCCGCUGCACCUCGCGGUCCUCGCCGGCGACGGCUCGCCCGGCUGCAUGCGCGAACUGCUCGCGGGCGGCGCCAAGGUGGACGCGCCCGACACGAACGGCGUCACCGCGCUGCAUGCCGCCUGCGGACUCAACCAGCCGCAGCUCACCUCGCUGCUGCUCGACGCCGGCGCCACGCCCGAGGCGCGAGGAGCGCACGGCGCCUCCCCCGACGCGCGUGACGAGCGGCUCCGCACCGCAUGCCAUGCCGCGGCCGCGCGGGACGCUUCCGAGGCGAUCGAGGCGCUCCACGAGCUUCUCCGCGCGGCGCCGCCUUCCGCCGCCCGCCAGCCCGACCUCGCCGGCCGCACCCCCCUCCACUUCGCUGCGGCGAGCGGGUCUGCACCUUGCGUCAAAGCGUUGCUCGCCGCGGGAGCCGCGCCCGCCGCAGCCUCCGCCAUCGGAUGGACGGCCCUGCACGAGGCGGCCAACGCCUCGCAGCCCGCCGCCGCCGCCGCGCUCCUCGCCGCCGGCGCCGAGAGCACCGCCGCCGCCGCGGGCGGUGCCACCCCCCUCCACCUCGCCGUCGAGCGGGUCGGCGUCGGCGUCGGCGGCUGCCGCUGCAAGUGGUGCCGCCGCCGCCGCAGCCGGCAGCUGCGGACCCUGCGGACGCUGCUGAGCGAGCUGAACGGUGGCGCGGACCAAGGGACGGCGGCGGGCACCACGCCGGCCCACAUCGCCGCGGCCCACGACUCGGUCGCCGCGCUGCGCCUGCUGCGCGCGCGCCGCUCGCCACUGUGGCGGCGCGACGCGUCUGGGAGGACGCCCCUUGACGUGGCGCGCGAGGCGCGGCGCGGCGCGUCGCGGUUCGUGCAGCGCCUGCUGCUCCUCGGCCAGCCGGCACCAACUUGA
Messenger RNA from Emiliania huxleyi CCMP1516, 1239 nucleotides. RefSeq lists its product as hypothetical. The record is from RefSeq and is a predicted model, not a curated record. Lineage: Eukaryota; Haptophyta; Isochrysidales; Noelaerhabdaceae. The transcript has 4 exons. Gene Ontology annotation, molecular function: protein binding. Gene Ontology annotation, cellular component: nucleus; cytoplasm. The coding region runs from base 1 to 1239 and encodes 412 amino acids.